AUGGCGACCCCUGCCCCAUUGCCCGAUCUUGGUCGUGUUCAUGUCGCCGUCAAAACUCUCGAGGAAGAAUUUGGCAAACUACCAAACCUCAUGCAACUCGCGAAAGAUCUCAAGGCAGACGCCAACAAGCUCGCGAAAGAUCUCAAGGCAGACGCCAACAAGCUCGCGAAAGAUCUCAAGGGCAACUUGAAGGAGCUCAUGGCCGAACUGAAAAAGGUGGAAACAGCUUCAAACACAAAGAUCGAUGAAGGUUUCAAAGACAACAAUGUCUACAUAAAGGCGAUGACCGCAAACACUUUAGCCCAAGCUCGAAACUCGCUGCUUACCGAAGUUUCUGACCAAAUCCAUCGACUAGUCGAUCCCAAGGGCAAAGCCAUCGAUGAUUUUCCUUCAAAACCAGACGAUAUCCCCCACAUGCCCUUCCACACGCUCCGCAAUGUCGUGGUAAACUUAGGUUCGAAGCCCCACGAUACAAAGGUUCAUGUGGAGAAGCAACUUCGUGAGAGCAUCGGCCUGCAGGGAGUGCUACUGCAGCAAGAAGUCAAAGGGGCUGCAACUGCUGUGUCUGCAACUGCUGUGUCUGCAACUGCUGUGUCUGCAACUGCUGUGUCUGCAACUGCUGUGUCGUCUGUUGAGACGGACAAAUAG
Molecule: messenger RNA, 648 nt
Organism: Capronia epimyces CBS 606.96
Lineage: Eukaryota; Fungi; Ascomycota; Eurotiomycetes; Chaetothyriales; Herpotrichiellaceae
Exons: 3
Coding region: 1-648 (215 amino acids)
Source: RefSeq, a predicted model, not a curated record